Closterium sp. Yama58-4 is the source of this 1653-nucleotide messenger RNA. The record is from the annotation of a GenBank genome assembly. NCBI's taxonomy places the organism in Eukaryota, Viridiplantae, Streptophyta, Zygnematophyceae, Desmidiales, Closteriaceae.
AUGUUGCGGAGCCUGGGGUGGUUUGCUCGGCGCACACGCCUUCGAAGUCGCGCCGCUGCUGACCCAGGUGCUGCUGGGGGUGGUGCUGCUCGGGGUACUGGGUCUGGUGGUGCUGAGCUUGAGCGUGCGGUGCCUGGGGGUGUCGAGCCUGAGCGUGCGGAGCCUCGGGGUGCUGAGCCUGGGGGUGCUGCUUCUGGGGGUGCUGAGCCUGGUGGUACUGCCGCACCCGCCUUCGGAGUCGCGCUGCUGGAGCUGGAGGCGCUGGUAGUGGAGGCGCUGGAGCUGGAGGCGCUAGAGCUGGAGGCGCCAGAGCUGGAGGCGCUGGAGUCGGAGGUGCUGGAGCUGGAGGUGCUACCACUGGAGGUGCUGGAGCUGGAGGCGCUGGAGCUCGAGGCAAUAGAGCUACAGGUGCUGGAGUGGGAGGUGCUGGUGCUGGAGGUGCUGGAGCUGGAGGCGCUGGAGCUGGAGGCGCUGGAGCUGGAGGCACUGGAGCUGGAGGCGCUGGAGCUGGAGGCACUGGAGCUGGAGGUGCUGGAGCUGGAGGUGCUGACGCUGGAGGUGCUCGAGUUGGAGGUGCUGGAGCUGGAGGCGCUGGAGCUGGAGGCACUGGAGCUGGAGGCGCUGGAGCUGGAGGCGCUGGAGCUGGAGGCGUUGGCGCUGGAGGCACUGCUGCUGGAGGUUCUACAGCGCGUCCCUCUGCCGUCUCCUCCUGCGUCCUCUCUUCCUGACCUCCCGGACCCUGAGUCUGACCUGGUUCGUGCUGCUCACCCUACUGUCACGCGUCUCCUGGCCACUGUUGUCACUGACCCUUCUUUUGAGUCCGCUGCUGCGUCUGCCUUAGUUGCUGAGCUUGUUGACUUUGCUGCUGCAUGUCGUCUAGACUACGCCACUAGUCUUGUUGCUGAGUCUGAGUCUGUCUAUCCUCCGUCCGUCGGGGGUGAGUGUGCUCUUGGCACGGACGUCCUUGAGGACAGGCAGGAGGACUUUGACUGUCUUGCGGCUGCUGUACCUCAUCUCGUGGCCUGGCUGCUUGCGCCUGAGGGAGACCCGGAUGCACUAGACAUCCCGACCCCGCGCUCUUACACAGAGGCGAUCUCGGGUCCCUACUCCUCUCAGUGGCAGACAGCCAUGGACGCAGAGAUGGCAUUCUGGAAGUCCACAGGCACCUACGUUGACGAGGUUCCCCCUCCUAGGGCGAACAUAGUCGAUGGCAUUCAGCGACAGGGAGUUGACUUCUUUCAGACCUUCUCCCCUACCUCGAAGAUGACCACUCUUCGGGUGCUGCUGCACGUUGCCACUCAGCGUGACUACGAGCUUCACUCUCUUGACUUCAGCACAGCGUUCUUGCAGGGCAGCCUGCAUGAGGAGAUCUGGCUGCGCCGCCCACCUGGCUUCACUGGGUCGUUCCCUCCUGGAACCCAGUGGAGCCUCCGGCGGCUAGUCUACGGUCUCCGCCAGGCGCCUCGUGAGUGGCACGACACACUGAGAACGACACUUGCGGCUCUUGGGUUUGCUCCCUCCACUGCUGACCCGUCAUUGUUUCUGCGCACCGACACUUCGCUGCCGCCGUUCUACAUCCUCGUGUACGUCGACGACUUGGUCUUCGCCACUGCUGACACUGAGGCACUCGCCCUUGUGAAGUCGGAGCUGUAG